Molecule: messenger RNA, 903 nt
Organism: Paramuricea clavata
Lineage: Eukaryota; Metazoa; Cnidaria; Anthozoa; Malacalcyonacea; Plexauridae
Source: the annotation of a GenBank genome assembly
AUGAGUGAUAUCAGCUUUACUUGCGAAGGUUCAGACAAGAUAUUCUAUGCACAUAAAUACGUCUUGAGCACAAGUAGCGCCGUAUUUCAUGCCAUGUUUUAUGGCGGCUUAGCUGUGGAAGAUUCGAUUGUUCAUUUGUCUGAUACAAACGAAGAAAGUUUGGAGCAGUUUUUGAGAUUUCUUUACACGGAGGAAUGUACAUUGACCGCAGACAAUGUUGUUGCCACCAUGUAUUUGGCAAAGAAGUAUAUAAUUCCUUCGCUCAAUGUGAAAUGUGUUAAUUUCCUGCUGGAAAACCUAAAUCCUGAAAAUGUGCUGGAUGUUUUGGAGGAAGCGACUCGUUUUGAUGAGAAAAAAUUAGAAAAACGAUGUUGGAAAAUUAUAGAGUCUAGAACAGGCAAAGUGGUAGCUUCUGAUAGUUUCAAUAACACUAGUCAAACGACCUUGGCUAAAUUACUGAAGCGAGACAAACUGAAAAUACCAGAAGUGGAACUGUUUCAAGCUGUUUUGAAAUGGAUUGAUUUCCAAUGCUCGCGUAAGAAUUUAGAAACAACAGGUGAGAACCGAAGGUCUAUUAUUGGCGAGGGAAUCUAUGAUUUUCGUUUUUUUGGCAUGAGCCAGAUAGAGUUUAUUCAACAUGUUUCCAAAUCUGGUUUGUUAACUUCUGGUGAGUUAGUUGCAAUUUCCAAUAGAUAUAUUGGAAUUGAUUCGCCUGCGUUGAAAUCGAACCUACCGAAUAGGAAACCAGAAACUGUGGUCAGGUUUUCCAGAUUUUCUAGAAAGGCAGAGGAACUGCGGGACACGUGGCUAUAUAGUCACACACCAGAUCGCCUGUGUUUUUCUGUAAAUGAAGAGGUGUCCCUGUUUGGUGUUCGUUUGUUUGGAGACCAAGAUGGGAGUUAG